AUGGGGCCAGAGAGGUGUCUAGCUGCUGAGAGUGAAGCUGGGCUUGUGGCCCAGGUGGAAGAUUGCCACCACCAGGGAGAGAGGAAACCAGCCAAGCGCCGCGCUGAUCGGAGGGUUCGGGGGGCUCGGGGGCCGGCGGGGCGGGGCCGAGCGGCGCGGGGCGGGGCCGGGGCGGAGCUCGGUGGAGAUCUAGGAGGCGCCGGGAACCGCGGCGCGCGGACUCGGACCCGGACCUACUCUGGCUCGGCCGCUCCAGCUCCGGUGCUGACUGAGGAAGUCUGGAAGGAGGGGGCGGGCAAGGAGAGGCUGGAGUCGGUGACACCCCCUCCUUCCCACGCUGCGGUAUGUAAAGCGCAGGGGGGGGUGGAGCGCGCGAGCGACCCCUGCGGACCCAGCGGUCUGAGCGCCCCCUCCCUCCGUUACUACGGCGCAGCCACGUGCGGGGGUGGGGUCGACCCCGGCGGUACUUACCCCCAAGACGCGGCUGCUGGGGGCCUCAUGCCUUCCGAGGCCGGGGACCCGCGGGCAGGCAGAGAGGGCGCAGGCGGCCGGAGCCCCGCGACCCGGCCUGCGCCAGGUUGCAGCCCGCAGCCCCCGCCCUCCUCUCCGCCCGCGCAUCAUGGAAACUGGCCGCCCGCCCGGCCCCGGCCGCUCCGCUCCGCGUUCUUCCUCCGGGCGGGCGGGCCAGGAGCCGGCCCCGGAGCGUCGUCGGCGGGUGGCCGCGGCCCUCAGCACUGCCUCCUCAGCGGGGCCAGCGCAGCUCCCCGCCAGAAGUGGGCGCGUCUGAGGCCGGACCCUCGACACCCCGCUUGA
Molecule: messenger RNA, 813 nt
Organism: Ictidomys tridecemlineatus (thirteen-lined ground squirrel)
Lineage: Eukaryota; Metazoa; Chordata; Mammalia; Rodentia; Sciuridae
Source: RefSeq, a predicted model, not a curated record